AUGCACAUUGUGUUUGUUGUCUGCACUGUCAGGAGACUCAGGGCAGGAAUUAAAACCGCUUGUCGAGUCGUUGAUGCUACCUCGUCGCAGAGUAGCCUAGAUCCCGAGUCCUUGCCUCGUUGCUAUUUUGCACAAUUAUCCCAUUCGUCGCGGACUAAAUGCACAAUUUGCUGGCCGGAUUAUUCUCUAGGUUGUACAUUGGAUUGUAUCCUGCGGUAUGUAGCUAGCUUGUUGGCUAACAGGCUACCCGGCUUUGCGCCAGGAGUGAAGACCAAUCAAUCACCGGAUACCUUCACCGCUAGUUUUUGUGUACUGUGCGUGUGGUGCUGCUGAGGCAAGGGGAAAACUCAGCGGUCACCGGUGGCUGGAUCUUGUGGCGUGAGCACUAAUGCAGUCUAGCCAGCACGGCGAUUCCCAGUCACCGGUGUUAAAACGCGGUGUGUAAAACACUCGGGCCAUCUUCGAGCCAGAUUAUAAUAGAUAGGUCGCCAGCUCAAUUGCGGGACAAGUGCAACGCAAAGAUGUUGCAAGUGCUGGUUUGCGGCGUCGUAGUGUUUCCAGGUCUCUUCUUCGUCUUUCGGAAAGUACUACCGUCCAUUUUCAAACAGUGGACAGAUGCCGAUGUUGUACUGGUCAGCGAGAGGCUGGUGUCCUCCAUCCACGCAGUCAUGGCAACCACAGCGGGCGUCAUUGUGGUGUCCGGAUGCAGCAACAACGUCCUGACUGACAGGCACUGGUUGACCACCUACUUUGUGAUCUGGUACGGUGUGCCCUACAUGACCUAUGACAUCUACGCCAUGUACCUCAGCCACUACCACCGCUUCCGGGUCAAAGGCCACGAGGAGUAUAAGGAGCACUCUCUGAGGACGGUCAACACCUUCGUCCGGCGAGAAUUCCUGCUGGUCCUCCAUCACAUUGCUCUGCUCACCAUCCUGCUGCCUGUCACUCUGUUCCUCAGGAGGGAGCAGGGGGACUACUUUAUCGGGUGCCUCUUCCUGACGGAGCUGAGCACACCCUUCGUCUCCCUGGGGAAGAUCCUUAUCCAGCUGGGGCUGCAGGACUGCUCGGUGCACAAGGCCAACGGCGGGAUGGUCCUGCUCAGCUUCUUUGUGUGUCGGAUCGCUCUGUUCCCCUACAUGUACUGGGUGUACGGGCGCCACUAUGGCGUCCCGGUGUACGGAGUCCCCUUCCACCUGCCGCUGUCCGUCAACCUGGGCAGCCUGUGCAUCAUGGCACCGCAGGUGUACUGGUUUGUGCUGCUCUGCCGUAAGGGCUACCGGCUCUACCAGCGCAACCGGCAGGCUGCCUUGCACUGCCCGGCACCCGCCUCCCCCCCCGGCCUCAUGGACAAGGCCACGGGCGACCAGUAGAGAGGCGCUCUGCUCCACCACGCAACAACCGACGACUACUACUGCUACUACCCCAGUCCCCCAGAGGAAUACUACUGCUACUGCUACUAUUGUUACUACUAUAACUACACUAGUACUGCUCCUGUUACACCCCCCCCCCCCCCCCACCCCCAUUUUCCAUUUGCUGAGUUACCCACCUCUCCCUCCUUUCCUAUUCCUAAGCCCAGCACUACUGGUGAUUGAUGACUCCGCCCCAGGGCGGAUCUUGAUUGGAUGUUACUCUUGAUUUCUACAGCAACCACCUGGGAGACCCUUUAAGGAUGAAGGACAAGGAGAGAAAUGGAUGAGGAGGCCUCCUUGUUUCCAUAGUUCCCACAGAGGGACUACACCUCCCUCUCUCUCUCUCUCUCUCCCCCCCUCUCUCUCUGCAGGGGUUCUGUGUUACAGUGAGGAUGAAUGAAUGCUCCGUCGGGUUUGUUUAUGUUUUGUGUUGUUUUCUGAAGAGUAUUUAAAGUUGUGAAGGGUUUAGGGUUGGUCCAGUUUUGUGAAGGGUUCGUUUACAGACCCAGGAGUGCAGGUGUGACCUUGUCCUCAAGGUGAGGUGUCAGCGCCAAGCUCUCUGCUCCGGCUUAGCUUCACUAAACCCAGUGAAUGUGAUGAUGGAACCACCGCCCUGGUCUCCUCCUCCAUGACCCCUCCCAUCGCCUGUUCCUUUACUCGUCACGCCUGUCGCCAUGGUGAUAAGGAUGCCGCAGUGUCCCAGUCUUGGUUACGAACCUGGCCCCGCCCCUCACGUCAGUGGCCCCGCCCCUCACGUCAGUGGCCCCGCCCCUCACACCAGUAGCCCCACCCCUCACGUCAGUGGCCCCGCCCCUCACGUCAGUGGCCCCGCCCCUCACGUCAGUGGCCCCGCCCCUCACGUCAGUGGCCCCGCCCCUCACACCAGUGGCCCCGCCCCUGGAGGGGGGACAGAGUCUCGUUGGGCAGAUGUUCCUCCAGGCCAGCGGGGGGCGAUGAAGCUCAGUCUGUUUCCGAGCGGGACUGCAGGGAAAGGGUUUGACCCCAUCCUGAUCACCAUGGUAACAGGCAUGGCUGCCAGGUGCUUUACACAUUCUUACUAUCUUUAUAGAGGUCAAGUUUGUGGGGGUGGGGUUACUACAGGUCAAGGGGGUGGGGUCAGAUGAGGUCAAGGGG
This is a messenger RNA of Osmerus eperlanus (European smelt), 2543 nucleotides long. It is a transcript of the gene tlcd3a, whose product is annotated as TLC domain containing 3A. Gene Ontology annotation, biological process: lipid homeostasis. The record is from RefSeq and is a predicted model, not a curated record. The coding region runs from base 522 to 1370 and encodes 282 amino acids. Gene Ontology annotation, cellular component: endoplasmic reticulum; membrane. Lineage: Eukaryota; Metazoa; Chordata; Actinopteri; Osmeriformes; Osmeridae. The transcript is spliced from 5 exons.